UUUUAGCUAAUUUUCGUGGAUUUACUAUUGAAACUCUUAAAAUAAAUACAAUUUGUGUUGCGUAUUUUAUUUUAACAUUUUCAUUUUACACUGUGAUAAAAUACCCCACUGCUUUUUUUUAAUGUUAUAAUUAUUGUUAUUGUAAAUUACGCUAUUAGAACGAUCUAGAAGGCAGGUAAUCUAUAAAUACCCCCUGUUUGCUCCGCCUCUUUCAGUCUACUGUUCACGGAGUUGGACUAGACUUUGGCAUUGGCAUUUGAGCAGCUAUUAUCAGCUAUUAUCAGCGAAUUUCAUCUCUACCAGCGACUAUCAACGGUUUUAAAGACCUUCUUCAUCGUGUGGACCGGACUUCAGCAGCAGCAGAGCAGCAGAACCAGUGGAACCAGCGGAGGAUCGAAGUGGAUUGAAUCACCAGUGACAUCACCAAGCAAUACAGAGGAACAGGAAUUGGUUUAAAUUGUUUUCAUUAAUUAGAUCAUUUAAUACAACGGUUUUCUGUAAUAUACUAGUUAAUUUUUUUGUGUGAGAUGCCUCGUCUCAAGGGCCACAACCGUUCCAGUGCGGCCAAGAAGAGGAUGGAGAAGCACCUGGCUGCAGUGGUGGAGUCUGCGCCCCGGAGCUCCACCAGCUUCGUGCCACCGGCUCCCGGUCCCUCACGCCGAGGUACUGGUCGUCGGCACCGUGUGAGCACCUGGCCAGUUUCAACCCUGACUGGCAGGAGUCACAAAGUGGUCAUCCCGGCCGAGUCACCUGACAAGAAGUUUGUUCUUCUUGUCGGGGAUUCCCACCUGCGCGCCAUCGUUGAUGGCAUUGUGGAGUUUCCGGACGAGUUCCUUUCCUUUGGUGCCAUGUCGACGCCGGGGGCCUGUGCCAGGGAGCUGACGAUCGAGUUGGUGAGUGCAGUCCUCCCCAGAACACCUGACCUUGUCUGUGUUCUAGCCCCCAGCAACGACCUGACUGCCAGUAGGACUUUGGACGAGGCUGCAGUGGACUUCGAGAAGCUCCUCACCAGUGCCUUGUCUCGGUGGCCGAAGGUGUUUGUCCUGGACUUCCCUCCGCGUCGGAACGUGGACCUGGAUCUGCAGGAGCUCUUUCGCCAAGAGUUCCACCGCGUGGCCGCACGCAAGGGCGUGAGGUACUACUCUAUCGCAGAGUUUUUUCCUCUCAGCCGAAGUGAUCUGUGGAGUUGGGAUGGUGUGCACCUCAGCGAUGGACCCGGGAUGGGGCUGCUGGUGGACUUGCUGUUGUUCUUCUCCCGGCAGCAGUUAGAGAUGGCUACUGUCGUGGAGGUUGAACACAGCUUGCCGCCAGUUGCUCCUUCUCCUGCUCCUGCUCCUCGUCCGGCUCCGAGGGUAGUUGUGAGGGGAGCGACCCGCUCCCCACGUCCGCCGCACAACCCACUGGAUUGGACGCUGGUUGAACCGCGCAGGAAGAGGAGGUGUCCGUCUCCUCAGGGAGGGAAGGUUCAGCUCAUGGAGUGUUCCAUCCCUCUCACGCCUGUCUGGUUCAGCCCACCUAUUCUGGAGGCGAUGGACCACAUCAGUCCGGGCAAUCUUGACUGGGGGGAGCCCACUACCUCUACCAAGGGACCAUCGGGGGUGAAGCGUCGUAGGAGCACUCCUGCUCCAAAGAAGAGCCGUGGGAACCAGGAGGUCGAGCUGGAGGAGGAGUGGCCCGAACUUCGCAGGGCUGUGGCGGAGGUCCCUGUGGAGCGGCCACGCAGGCGCAUCGGAUCCCAGAGGAGAAGUACCCGGCAGCAGGAGGGGGCAGCUGCAGAUGUCGUGGAGGUGAUGACUGGACCAUCACCUGCCAGUCCUGUGACCACCGAGGACCUUCCCUGCUCUGCUCUGCACAGCUCCCCAGACUCCAUCAAAGGAAUCCUGUGUCCUGGGCCAUACCAAGUUGCGAUUUAGAUUUUUUUAAGAGACGCUGAUAAUGUAUAACUGUUAUUGUUUGUUAAAAUAAUGAUCUUUAGUUAUUAUAAAUGCUGAAAGUAUUAAUUUUAUUACCAAGUUAGUACAGCUGUUAUAUUUUUGCUGCUUGUUUCUCAACCCCCCCCCCCCCCCCUACACACUUCUCCUCUGUCCCAAUUCCUCUUUUCACCCCAACCAGCCAAGGCAGAUGGCUGCACAUGUUUGAGUCUGGUUCUGUCAGAGAUUUCUUCCUGUUAAAAGGGAGUUUUGUCUCUCCACUGUUGCCAAGUGCUUGCUCAUUGUGUGACUUGUUGGGUUUCCCUUCCCCGUGUAGUAUUUUGGUAUUAAGUAUUGUAAUUGAGUUUGUUUUUAUUUGGCAGUAAACAAAUAAAAGUUUAUCAUAUUAUAAUU
Molecule: messenger RNA, 2324 nt
Organism: Solea solea (common sole)
Lineage: Eukaryota; Metazoa; Chordata; Actinopteri; Pleuronectiformes; Soleidae
Exons: 14
Coding region: 528-1913 (461 amino acids)
Source: RefSeq, a predicted model, not a curated record